Neomonachus schauinslandi (Hawaiian monk seal) is the source of this 2841-nucleotide messenger RNA. RefSeq names its product insulin induced gene 1 (gene INSIG1). The record is from RefSeq and is a predicted model, not a curated record. The transcript is spliced from 6 exons. Lineage: Eukaryota; Metazoa; Chordata; Mammalia; Carnivora; Phocidae. Gene Ontology annotation, cellular component: SREBP-SCAP-Insig complex; endoplasmic reticulum. Bases 87 to 911 code for a protein of 274 amino acids. Gene Ontology annotation, biological process: SREBP signaling pathway; SREBP-SCAP complex retention in endoplasmic reticulum; cellular response to insulin stimulus.
CAGGCGGUCCGGGCCUUGACCUCGUUCUUCCGCGAGCCCGCGCGGGCGCCCCUCGGACAGGAGCGCCGGCCCGCCCCCGGUGACCGAUGCCCAGGCUGGACGACCACUGCUGGAGCUGUUCCUGUGCCCAGGGCGCCAGGCACCGAGGCCUCCCUGGAGCCGGGGCCGGAGGGCUGGCGGCCAAAGUGGGAGACAUGCUCAGCCCCGCCGCGCUGGCGGCCCGCCGCGGCCCGGACCCCGACUCCGCGCCCGCCCGUGGGCCUCGCAGCCCCGGGGCGGGGGGUCGCGGCGCCAGCGGCGGCCCCCCCGGCAGCUGGCACCACCACCUGGUGCAGCGAAGCCUGGUGCUGUUCUCGGUGGGGGUCGUGCUGGCCCUGGUGCUCAACCUGCUGCAGGUGCAGCGGAACGUCACCCUGUUCCCCGAGGAGGUCAUCGCCACCAUCUUCUCGUCGGCCUGGUGGGUCCCCCCGUGCUGCGGGACGGCGGCCGCUGUUGUGGGCUUGCUGUACCCCUGCAUUGACAGUCACCUCGGGGAGCCGCACAAGUUUAAGCGGGAGUGGGCCAGCGUGAUGCGCUGUGUGGCCGUGUUUGUUGGCAUCAACCACGCCAGUGCUAAAUUGGAUUUUGCCAAUAAUGUCCAGCUCUCCUUGACAUUAGCAGCCCUGUCUUUGGGCCUUUGGUGGACAUUUGACCGUUCGAGAAGUGGCCUCGGGCUUGGGAUCACCAUCGCCUUCCUGGCCACUCUGAUCACUCAGCUGCUGGUGUACAAUGGUGUCUAUCAGUACACAUCCCCGGAUUUUCUCUACAUCCGCUCCUGGCUGCCGUGUAUCUUCUUCUCGGGAGGUGUCACCGUGGGCAACAUAGGCCGGCAGCUGGCUAUGGGGGUUCCUGAAAAGCCACAUAGCGACUGAGUCUUCUAACCCACCGGAGAAGAGCCAAGAUUUGGGAAGAAAGUCUGUGACGUUGGAUUGUGACAAAGAUUAUCUUUUUUCUCAGUGAUCCAUUUAGAUUGGGCUGACUGUACCAGUGACUCCCGGAAAAAUAACUCACCUGUCUUAGAAUAGCGAGUGGGGAAGAACUGCUUCUCUCGAAAUGGUACCUUGCUUGCCGCGUCCAUGCCCGUGUCCGCUCUGGAGACGUGACCCCAGGCGGGUGCGGGAGUGCCGGCAGGCACGGCUUCCCGAGUAUUCGAUCUCAUUUACGUUAUUAAAAGCAAGUUGCCGUAUUUCAUAGCCUUGAACUAAAGCCUGAUUACCAGCUGUUGCUUUUGUGUCGGUGCCCACGGGGGAUAGCUUGAUGGUGCUUAACAAAGGUGAAGUGUGGAAAAAUAGGAAUAAUAUUUAUCCAAAAGAUUUUUUAAAAAUAGGGCUGUGUAAAAAGAGAAGUGGCGGUGAGCGCAGGGAGGCCGCUCGUGUGCGGCCGCGGUGCUGAGACGCUUCACGCUCACGUGCGACACGUGUGUACCACAGCGCACAGCCGUGCUCUCCUUCCUCCCGCGGAGUUUUGUGCAGACAAUCUUACCAAGCACAGAGGGCAGUGAAGGCCGUAGGCCACACUGUGACGUUCUGGAAUUCCCACCUCGAUACUUGAGAAGUUUCAUCCAAAAUCCGUGAUCCUCUGAGGGCGUCCCGUCUGCCGUGUAUCUCAGUCCUAGUGAGCCAGAGUCCUGUGUGGUUUCCUCCAUCCUCCAGAACAGACGUGGCGAUUCUCCCACAGCCCUAUGGAAUCUGCAAUCUGUGAUUGCCUUGUAAACGACGCGUGCACACGCCGCCACAUGGAACAUUGGGUGUCUCUAAAUACUCAAAGAUAUUGGUGAGCACAAUGUAUUCACUGAAUGGCAUAGACCAUCCUAGACCCACUUUGCAAGGAUUGGGUCUCAAACGUCAAGUGCAAUGUAUAUGAAAACCAAUCUGAGCCUUGUAUUCUCUUAAAUAUUUAUUUUUUUUUAACGUGUGAGAGGUUAAAGAGGGUUCUCCAUUCAUUUCAGUGCUGCAUGGAGGCAGAAUUCAGCAAUAAUUUCUUUCAGUUAUGAAGUUACUCUGUUGUGCCCUCCACUGAGCCCUGGUCCUUUGAAAUACUCCAGUUGUGUGGGUUUAGUAGACUUGUCAUUUUUACUUACAAAUUUACCUUUUUGUACUUUGCAAUUUAAAUGUUUUUGUUUUAAAUUCUGUGAAAGUGACUUCAUUACGAGACUCCUUUUGACUAGAAACGGGCGAUGGGCAGGACGGGGGUCGGAGGGCCUGGUGGCUGCGGCUACAGACAUGCGCCCUCGGUUCCGCUCGCGCGGUGAUCUCGUUGCAGUUAUUUGGUUUUGUUCUGAGAAAAAUACCUUGGAGUAAAUUGUAGGUGACUGUGUAGCUGAUCUGUUUUAGAGGAAUUUUGUGUAAAAGAAAACGGGAUCAUUUCGAACUUCACACUGACCCCUUAUGUGUUUUCUGAAAGUGAAGAUGGAUGAUCAGCUGCGUGAAAAGAUUUUUCAAGGAAGAGGUCAGCAUUUUAUGAAAAACCAGAAGUUAUUAGGUGAAAGAAGUAAUUGAAUCUUUAAAAUAUACUUGAUCAUGUACAAACAGUAAGUAUUUUUUUCUCUGAAACUGGAAGUAAAACUAUAUCUGUUAGAAAUAAUGUAGCCAAAAAAUGUGAAUCUGAAGAAUUUUUUUGCCAAUACUUUAUAGCAAGUAUAUGAACCAAAGUGAUUUGCGUUUGUAAAAAUGUAAGAUAUUAUGAACAAAAUUUGCACUAUACCGGAUACAAACAUCUAGUGAGAUUCACAUUCAUACUAAGUUUUCAGCACUGUGUUCUUUUUGCAUUCAUUUUUUACUUUUAUUAAAGGUUCAAAACCAA